This is a messenger RNA of Mucor mucedo, 1018 nucleotides long. RefSeq lists its product as uncharacterized. The transcript has 4 exons. The record is from RefSeq and is a predicted model, not a curated record. Lineage: Eukaryota; Fungi; Mucoromycota; Mucoromycetes; Mucorales; Mucoraceae. The coding region runs from base 26 to 925 and encodes 299 amino acids.
UUUUUUUUUUUAAAAAACAGUAACAAUGUCAAAUCAACAAACCCCCCAAAGCCAAGGGGUCAGGCGCUUACCUCCCGCCGUUAAAACUGGCACUACUAGACGUACACCAAGUAACGGUUUUACACCACCUAGUAAACCAUCAAUAGUGGAUACCAUGGCAGAAGAACUGGCUGAUCUCCGCGAAAGAUUGGAUCUGCUUGAGAACCCUCCUGUUGCCGAUAGAAAUGGCCCAAUUACAACUGGCACUGAUACUGAGAUGUCUGCUGCUAUUCGUCAACAUUAUAGGGACUAUAUCACUGAAAAUGGGAUUUGUGGAUGGGACUUUUCGAUGUCACUUAUGAAUGGGGUUAAUCACCUUAUUCUAAAGUACAUUUUGAGACAGUUCGAACGACAGGAAAUUGCUCAGUUAAAUUCCCUUCACCGUCUCCAUAAGAUGUCCAUUACCAAGGAAAAAUGCAUCAAGCUGCGUGUCAGACGUAAUUUCGAAGGUCAAAAGCGUGCUUGGACACAGGCCAAUACUCUGAAUGAUGAAGAGAGACGAAUAAUUAGUAGAGACAGAAACCAGAGGUCUAGGUUAACUGCUAAAAUCACAAGGAGAAGAAAAAACUUCCGGUUGUUCGAGGCAGACAUUGUAGAAUUGUUUCAUCCAAAGGAAAGUUGCAAAGCAUUUCUUAAAAAGGAGUACAUGUCCGAAGACGAAGAUGAUCAGCUGAAUCGCCAUGGGCAAACCAUCUCAUACACCACUCUUCGACCCAGUUGGAGAUCCACCCAGUUGAAUAAAAUGUUCGAAGAGCUGGAUUCUCCCGCUGGGCGGAGAACUGCUGGACGGCCUUUGCCUCGCAACAUCCGAGAGGUCGUAUCGUCCUUACCAACUGAAACAUUGGCUCGUUUGCCAAGUUGGGGUGUACGACAUAUGAUUGAAUGAAUAAAAAGCUUUCUUCUCUUCGAAAUGUCUAUAGUUGUUUUGCAUGGAGAACAAAAUUAAAAAUAAACCAAAAGUGAUAAUGUUAGAACUUGG